AAUAAUGCUCACGUGGAGCGACUUGGUAACUAAACUAAACAAUGUUUCACACGGGUUAUUGAUAUACUAAACGUAUAUUAACAUGCACUUUGUUAGCGGUUGGAGAAGAAGUGCCGCUGUCAUAACUGCUAUAAGAUCUCUUACAGUGAAGAGGCUCUUGUGUUCUGCCGGGUCGGAGGAUGACACUAUCUUCGCCGUGUCGUCGGGUCAGGGCAGGUGUGGGGUGGCGGUGGUCCGGAUCAGUGGUCCGGCAUCAGCACACGCUGUCCGGAGUCUGACCCGAGGUUUCCCCGCAGCUCGGGUCGCCAGCCUCCGCAGCAUCGCUCACCCGCAGACCAGAGAGUUGCUGGACCGCGGUCUGGUCCUGUGGUUUCCAGGUCCUGGUAGUUUCACGGGAGAGGACAGUGCAGAGUUUCACAUUCACGGGGGUCCUGCUGUCAUUAGUGGAGUCUUACAGGCGCUUGGGAGUUUGCCAGGGCUGCGGCCUGCAGAGGCGGGUGAGUUUACCCGACGGGCGUUCUUUGCUGGAAAGUUGGACCUUACUGAAGUAGAGGGUCUAGGUGACCUGAUCCAUGCAGAGACAGAAGCACAGAGGCGACAGGCUCUCCGACAAAUGGCGGGAGACCUGGGCCGCAUUUACCAAGACUGGAGAGUUCGGCUUAAACGAUGCCUGGCGCACGUGGAGGCAUUCAUCGACUUCAGUGACGAUGAACUCAUAGAGGACGGAAUCUUAAAUGACGUGGACACAGCUGUUCGGCAGCUGCAGACAGAUAUGGAAAAUCAUCUUUCAGAUCAGCGGAGAGGAGAGCGCCUGCGCAGCGGUGUUCAGGUGGUCAUCGCCGGAAGCACCAACGCGGGCAAGAGCAGCCUGCUCAACAUGCUCACUCAGCGUCCUGCUGCCAUAGUGUCUGCCACGGCCGGGACCACCAGAGAUGUGGUGGAGGUCCCUCUGGACAUCGGGGGCUAUCCUGUGCUGCUGAGUGACACAGCAGGGUUACGGGACACCACAGACAGCGUGGAGCAGGAGGGCGUCCGGCGCGCCCGUCAGCGGGUGGAGCAGGCAGAUCUGUCUCUGGUGGUCGUCGACUUGACGCAGCUUCCUUCUGAGCCCCAGCUAGUGCCUGUCUUCCUCAGUGGACACUUGAAGAACAUCCUGGAGCCCUCAUCUCACAGGCAGCAGUGCAUCCUGAUCCUCAACAAAAGUGACCUCGGCUCCGGGGAGGACAACCGCAGCAUCCAGGCUUCCCUCGAGCGGUCAGCUGAUGUUCCUGCUGCAUGUUUUUUGUCAUGCCACACCAGGGAUGGCCUGGAGGAUCUCCUGACUUUAUUACAAAACAGACUAAAGACUCUGUGUGGUGACCCACUGACCGGCAGCCCGACUCUGACUCAGACCCGACACCGGACUCUCCUGCAGAAGAGCGUCGAGGCUUUACAUCAGUAUCAUCAGUACAGGGACGUGGACCUGGUGCUGGCGGCAGAAGGGCUUCGUUUGGGCCUCUCCAGUCUGGGCAGGAUCACUGGUAGAGUCGGUCCGGAGGAGAUUUUAGACACCAUUUUCAAAGAAUUUUGUAUUGGGAAAUAGAAUAGAAUAAGUAGAAUAAAACAAUAGAAGUGUAAA
Messenger RNA from Rhinichthys klamathensis goyatoka, 1618 nucleotides. RefSeq names its product GTP binding protein 3, mitochondrial (gene gtpbp3). Gene Ontology annotation, cellular component: cytoplasm; mitochondrion. Gene Ontology annotation, molecular function: protein binding; GTP binding; GTPase activity. Gene Ontology annotation, biological process: tRNA methylation; tRNA wobble uridine modification. Lineage: Eukaryota; Metazoa; Chordata; Actinopteri; Cypriniformes; Leuciscidae. The transcript has 9 exons. Bases 83 to 1582 code for a protein of 499 amino acids. The record is from RefSeq and is a predicted model, not a curated record.